GCACCGGGUGGAGGGAGGAAGCCUCCCCCCAUUUCUCUCUUCUCCCCCAAGCUAGGGUUUGCGCCGCCGCCGCCGCCGCCGAGGAAUCACAUGGGGACGCCGGAGACGUCGAGGGAGCCGUGCCCGGACCGCAUCCUGGACGACGUGGGCGGGGCGUUCGGGAUGGGGGCGGUGGGGGGAUCCGUCUUCCACUUCCUCAAGGGCACGUACAACUCCCCCAACGGCGAGCGCCUCGUCGGCGGCGCGCAGGCGGUGCGGAUGAACGCGCCGCGGGUCGGGGGGAGCUUCGCUGUGUGGGGCGGCCUCUUCUCCACCUUCGACUGCACCAUGGUGUUCUUGCGCCAGAAGGAGGACCCCUGGAACUCCAUCAUCGCCGGGGCCGCCACCGGCGGCUUCCUCUCCAUGCGCCAGGGCCCCGGCGCCGCCGGCCGCUCCGCGCUCGUGGGCGGGAUGCUCCUCGCGCUCAUCGAGGGCGCGGGGCUCAUGCUCAACCGCGUCCUCGCCACGCCGCCGCCGCUCCCCGCCGAUGACCCCAGCCUGGCCGCCGCCAUGGCCGGCGGCGGGAUCCCGGGGAUACCUCAGGCGUCCGUGGCGCCGCCGCUGCCCGAGGCCGCGAGCUCCAGCGGCGGAGGGGGAUGGCUCGGGGGCCUCUUCGGCAAGAAGGAGGAGGAGAAGAAGCCGAGCCCCAGCGCCGGCAAAUCGGAGAUCUUGGAGAGCUUCGACACGCCCAGCGCUCCGAUCCCCUCGUUCGAGUACAAGUGAGAAAAGAAAAAAAAAAAGAAUCACAGGUGGGUUGAUGGCCACUGAUGCUUAGGUGGACUGAUCACUCGGGAUGAGGUAGUCUGGAAAAACUAGCUAUAUUAUCAGGGAGAGGUGGAAUGCUUCUGGAUGGAACUCAUGCGAGCGCACAACUCGUUUCUAGGGCUAAGCCUCCCCACUCAGGAAGGUCUUGGGUGCUGGCUCUUAUAUGUAUUAAUAAUAAUGUUAUAACGUAUGUGAGGCUGUGAGCCGUUUUAACAUGAUGAUGCUGUUGCUAGUAGUAGUAAUACCUAUACCAUUUUUGUCGUGCAAUGUAAUGGGCGUUGAAAAAGCCUUCUUUAACUUGUGCCUUAGCCUGGCUUCUAAAGUUUUGACACUUUGAGUGA
Messenger RNA from Oryza brachyantha (malo sina), 1145 nucleotides. RefSeq names its product mitochondrial import inner membrane translocase subunit TIM17-2-like. Gene Ontology annotation, molecular function: transmembrane protein transporter activity. Gene Ontology annotation, cellular component: mitochondrial inner membrane; TIM23 mitochondrial import inner membrane translocase complex. Gene Ontology annotation, biological process: protein import into mitochondrial matrix. Lineage: Eukaryota; Viridiplantae; Streptophyta; Magnoliopsida; Poales; Poaceae. Bases 91 to 762 code for a protein of 223 amino acids. The record is from RefSeq and is a predicted model, not a curated record. The transcript is spliced from 2 exons.